ACAGGAGAAUUUGGGCAAGCUGAUGACUAACUUGAGGAGCACCCAUCCUCACUUUGUGCGCUGUCUGAUUCCCAAUGAAUCAAAGACUCCAGGUCUGAUGGAGAACUUCCUGGUCAUCCACCAGCUCAGGUGUAACGGUGUGCUGGAGGGUAUCAGAAUCUGCAGAAAAGGUUUCCCCAGCAGAAUCCAGUAUGGUGACUUCAAGCAGAGAUACAAAGUAUUGAAUGCUAGUGUCAUCCCAGAAGGCCAAUUCAUUGACAACAAGAAAGCCUCAGAAAAACUGCUGGGAUCCAUCGAUGUGGACCAUACUCAGUACAAGUUUGGCCACACUAAGGUGUUCUUCAAAGCCGGCCUGCUGGGUACUCUGGAGGAGAUGAGAGAUGAGAAACUGGCUGAACUGGUCACAAUGACUCAGGCUGUCUGCAGAGGUUUCCUAAUGAGGAGAGAGUUUGUCAAGAUGAUGGAGAGGAGGGAGGCCAUUUACUCCAUCCAGUACAACAUCCGCUCGUUCAUGAAUGUCAAAACAUGGCCAUGGAUGAAGCUGUACUUCAAGAUUAAGCCUCUGCUGAAGAGUGCAGAGACUGAAAAAGAGAUGGCCCAAAUGAAAGAGGACUUUGAAAAGACCAAAGAGGACCUAGCAAAGGCUCUGGCUAAAAAGAAAGAACUGGAGGAGAAGAUGGUUUCUCUGCUCCAGGAGAAGAAUGACCUGGUGUUGCAAGUGCAGUCUGAAAGUGAAAACCUCAGCGAUGCAGAGGAAAGGUGUGAGGGGCUCAUUAAAGCAAAAAUCCAGCUUGAGGCCAAAUUCAAAGAUACAGCUGAGAGACUGGAGGAUGAGGAGGAAAUGAAUGCUGAGCUGACAGCAAAGAAGAGGAAGCUGGAGGACGAGUGUUCUGAGUUGAAGAAAGAUAUUGAUGACUUGGAGCUCACCCUGGCCAAAGUGGAAAAGGAGAAACAUGCCACCGAGAACAAGGUUAAAAACCUGGUUGAGGAAAUGGCUUCUCAAGAUGAGACCAUUGCCAAGUUGACCAAAGAGAAGAAAGCCCUCCAAGAGGCCCAUCAGCAAACACUUGAUGAUCUCCAGGCAGAGGAAGACAAAGUCAACACUCUGACCAAGGCCAAGACAAAGCUGGAGCAGCAAGUGGACGACAUUGAAGGUUCCUUGGAGCAAGAGAAGAAGCUCCGUAUGGAUCUUGAGCGUGCAAAAAGGAAGCUGGAGGGAGAUCUGAAACUGGCCCAGGAAUCCAUAAUGGAUCUUGAGAAUGACAAGCAGCAGUCUGAUGAGAAAAUAAAAAAGAGGGACUUUGAGAUGAGCCAGCUUCUCAGCAGGAUAGAAGAUGAACAGGCACUUAGUAUUCAACUUCAAAAGAAAAUCAAGGAACUGCAGGCUCGUAUUGAGGAAUUGGCUGCCAUGAUGGCAGAAGAGCUGAAGAAGGAGCAGGACACCAGUGCUCAUUUGGAGAGGAUGAAGAAGAACCUGGAGGUGACAGUGAAGGACCUGCAGCACCGUCUGGAUGAGGCUGAGAGUCUGGCCAUGAAGGGCGGCAAGAAGCAGCUCCAGAAACUGGAGUCUAGAGUUCGAGAAUUGGAGGCUGAAUUUGAUGCUGAACAGAAGCGUGGUGCUGACGCUAUCAAGGGAGUGCGAAAAUAUGAGAGAAGAGUAAAGGAGCUCACCUAUCAGACUGAGGAGGACAAGAAGAAUAUUGCCAGACUUCAGGAUCUGGUGGACAAGCUGCAGCUGAAAGUGAAAUCCUACAAGCGACAGGCUGAGGAGGCUGAGGAGCAGGCCAACACUCACCUGUCCAGGUACAGGAAGGUGCAGCAUGAGAUGGAAGAAGCUCAGGAGCGUGCUGACAUCGCCGAGUCCCAGGUCAACAAACUGAGGGCAAAGAGUCGUGAAAUUGUGAAGACCAAGGAAGCAGAGGAGUGAGGAAGAAAUUAAGGCUAUACAGUAACAAGAAGCAUACAAUAUGAGUAUCUUGUCACUGGUUCACUCCAAUAUGUUAAACAUGCUGUGAUUACCAAUAGUCAAUAAAAGGUAGAUAGUUUGUUGCAUC
Molecule: messenger RNA, 2054 nt
Organism: Morone saxatilis (striped sea-bass)
Lineage: Eukaryota; Metazoa; Chordata; Actinopteri; Moronidae
Product: myosin heavy chain, fast skeletal muscle-like
Exons: 15
Coding region: 23-1927 (634 amino acids)
Cellular component (GO): myosin complex
Molecular function (GO): protein binding; ATP binding; cytoskeletal motor activity
Source: RefSeq, a predicted model, not a curated record